Ascoidea rubescens DSM 1968 is the source of this 4360-nucleotide messenger RNA. RefSeq lists its product as uncharacterized. The record is from RefSeq and is a predicted model, not a curated record. Bases 96 to 4055 code for a protein of 1319 amino acids. Lineage: Eukaryota; Fungi; Ascomycota; Saccharomycetes; Ascoideales; Ascoideaceae. The transcript has 2 exons.
GUCUGUUAAUAUCUAUUCAAGACUAUAGAAUUGAUCUCAACUGUACUUCUAUUCUAUGACAGCCUGCCACUAUAUUGAAUCAUCUCACUUGUCUAAUGUCGUCGAAUAAUGAUCCUCAAAAAAACACACAGGUUCAUAAUCUUUUGGCUAACCUCAUUCUGUUAAGUCAGAAUAAAUCCUCCCAAAAUAACAACACCAACAACACCAACAACACUAAUUUCAAUAAUGUCAAUCAAUUAAAUAACAAUUUCUCCCAGUCUUUUCAACAGCCUUUAGGUUAUUCAUCUUUUGAAUCGUCUUUUUCUGCUUCACAAGCCUCUUCAUCACAGAUUCCUCCAAACACUCAAUCCAACCCCAUACCAAACCUCAAUAAUCAAAACGAUGUUAUAAACCAAAUAUUAAGCGCUGCCGCUGUUUUAUCUUGCACUAACCAGCAGAAUCAAUUCACAAAUAAUGGCCCCGAUAUGAAUAAUCAAGUUUACUUGAAUAAUAGUGGCAAUUCAAAUUAUAACAAUACUAAUAACAAUCCAAUUUAUAAUAGUAUCAGUAACAAUAUUAGUAAUACUAAUAGCACCACUAAUAGCAAUACCACUAACUCAAGCUAUGCUGCUCGUAAUAUGACUCAUAUUAAUCCUCAAAGACAAGCUCUUUUAAUGAAUAGUGAUAAAAGAUCUUAUAGUUCAAAUUCUGGCAAUUAUCCAAGUUCUAAUUUUAGCUCUAAUUCAAAAUCAAGCUUAAAUUCCAAUUUCAAUAAUUACAACAAUAGAUUUCGUGACUCAAAUUCAAAUUCAAAUUCAACCCCAAAUCCAAAUCCAACCCCAAAUCCAAAUGGUUUUAAUAAAGAAAAACUGUUUUACGACAAUAAAAAUUUAAACUACAAUAAUAUCAAUAAAAGUUUUAAUUACAACUCUUUUGGUGGUGAUAAUGGAAACAUACAAAACUCUCAAAAUAAUUCUCAAAAUAAUUCUCAAUUUUCUAAUAAACCAAACCAUAACACUUCUUUUAACUCAACUAAUAUAUCUCAAACACAUAUUGCGUCACAAAACAAGUCUGCAACUACUGAAUGGACAAUCGCUGAAGAUAUCAUUUUAAUUAAUAUAUUAGUUAAAAAAAUUUCCUUUUUAAGAGGUGAUUUAAUUGCUCAUAGAACUAUCAAUAAAGAAAAAUUAUACAAUUUGGAUGAAUUUUAUAAUUAUUCCCAGAUUUCAACUCGAAACCCAAGAUCUUUAUUAAAGGAUAAAUUAUUAGUUUUAACAUCGAACCAUGCUUAUUGGUUAUUCUUAUAUAAGAAAUCUAAGUUUGAUGGAACAUAUAUUUGGUCAACCGAAAAUAGAUGUUUUGAAUUUAAAACUACUUCCCUUCCAGAUUCAACUUUAGAUUCAAAAAUUGAGAAUUUAUUUGCAAAGUAUAAAGGUUCAUUUCCUGAAAUUAAAGGUAAGCAGAGGGGCAUUAAAGCGAUUAAACAUAUGUUUUGCCCUUAUUCAAUUGAUUCAACAUUAAUGUAUCAUACAUUUGUAUAUCUUAAUCUCUUUCUGUCUCAAAGUUAUGAUAAAAGUAUUUUAUUGCAUCCAGAUAUAAACACAGCUCUACUGACAAUUCUUCAUAGCAAAGAUAGUGUUUUUAAUAAGUAUGCCUCUUCAACUCCAAAUAAGAAUUUAUUAGAUAAUUCAUCUUUGGUUGCUCAGAAAAAUCUUCCUAAUGAUAACAAUUUUCGAAAUAAUGACAACCAGCUUCAAAAUCAAAAAGAUAGAAUUGACCAAAGGGAUCUGCACUCAUUUUUGAAUUCGAACCAUCCCUCCGAACAACUAAAACAUUUCAAAGAACCACCAUCAAAAUGGACUUCUGACAAAGAAACAUAUUUUAUUAAGUUGUUGAUUAAACAUAGACAAGAAAUUCCUGACGUUUUUCGAUCUUGUAUUGCGGACAGAUUGGGAACAAAAGUCGAGUUAGUUGUUGAUGAAUUUUUAGCAAGAUAUCCCAAUAUGGCCAAUGGAAUUUUUUCCAAUUUGAAUGAUCGGUUUCAGGUUCUUAAACAAGAACAUUUUGUAUUUUUGCAAAUGCAUGCUCUUUUGAAAUCAUGUUUUGAUGUUCAAUGGUCUGACCAUCUUCGUUGUUUUGUCUUGAGUUCUGAUAUUCUCAGAAAUCAAUCUGAAGAAGGAAGACAAGCAUCAAUCACUAGUUUUUUCAACAAAUAUAAAAAUGUUCUCAUUAAAAAGACUGAAAGAGGUUUGAAAACUGUCAAAUCCAUGUUUAUGCCAAAUCAGUUUGAUAAAAUUUUAUUAUAUCACAAGUAUAUAUACAUUGGCAUAGUAUUAAAUGGAAACAAUGGCAGUAGUUCAAAUAAUUUCAAGAUCUCUCCAGAUUUAAGCAUCAAGUUAUUAGAGAUUUUGAUUAGUAGUGGCGGGCAAGAACUAUUUAAAUCUGAUAUUUUUAUUAUGAAUGAGAUCAACCAAACUUCUUUAGUAAAUUAUUUGAGGUAUAAUGAAAUGGCUGUAAAGAAUUUAAUUCUCAGUUCUGCUGCAGCAAAUCUUUCGGGAUCUAAUCACAAUUCGCCGGCUGUAGUAGCAUCUACAGCAGCAUCUACAAUCACACCAGGAACUGUGCCGGUGGUGGCACUAGCAACAGGGCUGGCAAUAGCACCAGCAAUAACACCGGCAUCUGUGCCAGCCUUUGCUCUGACAGCAGCACCACCAACAGCAGCACCAAAAAUAGAGUCAUCGAUAGCUCCUGCCCUAUCGGCAACAACAUUAUUGCCAUCAUCGGUAGUAACACCAGUUAUAAAACCGGCAAUAGUACCAAAAAUGGAUCCACCAAAGGAACCAGAAAAGAAAUCAACAAACGUGCCAAUAGUUGCACAACUGAUAAAAUCGACAAAAGUUCCAACUGAAAGUUUGCGUGAAGAAUCAUCACAAGAACCAAACAAAAAUUUAAUGUUUCAAUUAGAAAAUUUUCCGAUAAAGAAUGAAAAUUUAGAAAUCGCGACAGCCAAAAUAGAAGAACAAAAUAAAGAAUUGAAACCAGAAUUGAAAUCAGAAUUGAAAUCAGAAUUGAAAUCAGAAUUGACAACAAAUGUGAGAGAAAUUUCCGUUAUAAAACCUGCAGCAGUGCCAACAAAACCACUAACGGAAACACCAACAACAACACCCACAAUAACAUCAACCAUGAAAGCAGCAACAACAGUCAUGGAACCAACAAUAACACCGGCUAUGAAACCAAAAGUUUCACCAACGCCAUCGUCAGCUUUAAGACCGGAUGUAAAAUCUAUUAAUAUUUACAAGAAACGGAAACCAAUGGUUUCAAAUGAUUCUAUCUUAUCCGAGGCUGAAAUCAUUAAAAACUCAAGCAAAUACACUAACCCAUUGCUUUUAAAAAGAGGAAGGGAAAGUGAUAGUGAUGACGAUGAAAAAACUGACUAUGGGGUGUUUUCCCGACCUAAAAAGAGUGUGAAUCUUGGGCAACGAGGAAGCAGAUCAAUUGCUCAAAGAUCUACCUCUGCCUCAAAGCCUCAAAAUUCUUUGAGAACCCGAAGAACAACUUUGCAAAACAUGGGAAAUCUUACAAAUGAUGAACUGCAAAAGUUCGAAAACUCAAACAUAAAUGCCUAUUUAAACACAAUCUCCUUUUCCAAUGUAAAUAAUUCUCCAAAUAUGAUUCCAUCUUUGGAUUUGGUUUCCAAAGUAAAUGUUUCGAAUUCGAAACUUACUGAAAUAUCAAAUCGAUAUGCGAAAAAUCUGAUGCAAACGGAUUUUUCAAUAAAAGAAGGCUCUUCUAGAUCCGAAACUCGACUUCCUUCGUUAAAUGCUGCCAGCAAUCGGUUCAUGGUAUAUGGUGGAUUUGCGCCAAACAAUUCUUUGGAAUUUAGUAGAAAAGAGCUUCCAAAUCACUAUCAAAACAAUCUUUCUCAAACAGCGGAGCUCAAAUCAACUGCAAACCCACAAGUACCAAUUGGUGGGAAGCAGUUCAGUUUGACGGAUGAAAUCAAAUCGUCAAGCUCCACAACAAAGAAGUCUGUCAAAAUCAUGGAUCCUAGACUCAGAAGAAACCCAAAAGGAUAGUAAGAUUUGAGUUGAUGACUUAAAAUGAUUUUUUUUCUUUUCCUCAAUGAAUAUUUGCCCGGAACAUUGAUUUGAUUUCAAAAUUACUUGAUAAAAACUUUCUAAAAUACCUCACCCAGUGAAUUACAACCAAUGUUCUCAGACUCCAGGCACCACUUUAUUUUAUUUUUUUUGUAUCUUUUUUAAUUCAAAUUUUGCUAUUCUAUUUUUCCUAUCUUUUUUUUUUGCUUUACGAGAAUUUUUUUAAUAAUAUACAUUGUUAAUAAAUGUGCUUUAUCGAUAUCAUUCACCUUUUAGGUGGAAUC